Cuscuta europaea is the source of this 843-nucleotide messenger RNA. The record is from the annotation of a GenBank genome assembly. NCBI's taxonomy places the organism in Eukaryota, Viridiplantae, Streptophyta, Magnoliopsida, Solanales, Convolvulaceae.
AAUAGAUCGAUAUCUAUCGUAUGAUACCGAUCUCCAUUUUAGCUAAUUAAGCUAGAAAUUCUCACUAAUUAUCACCCAUUUUUUCUCAUUGUGUGUUAUUUUAGCUAGUUAAACAUCACCCUUAUUAAAAUGGCUGAAAACGAUGCAAGGUAUAUUCGCGAUAUUUGUGUGAGUCUUUUCGGCGCUCUUAUAGCAGGAUGCCUUGGUUUAUUCGCAUCAUUUCAAGUUCGGCCAAUAACGGUGGAUGGUGGCACUGUCAGAAAAUGCUCUUCUGGGUGCUCUAGUGUUGGCAGUGUCCUUUUUUUAUGAUAAGAGCCCAAGUUCUGACGCGAAUACUCGAAGAAACUACAUCCAACUAAUACUCAAAAUCUCAAUAGGCUUCACAAGUGUCGCGUUUGUUGGAGCCGAAAUUUUAUUUGUUGUGGGAUAUGUGCAGCUGCAAAAGGGUGAAAUAUGCGGGACCCCUAUGUAUUUAAAGAUAUUGCGAGGAGCAGCAGGUCUUUGCUUUGUUCAAUUUGUGUCUGCCUUGGUUUACGGCUCCCUAAUUUUCAGUUUGUUUGACACAGUUUGGUCGUAGAAGAUGUUGACGGAGAUGGGCAUGAGAAUGCGAUUACCCAUUUGGAAAGUUUUGUCAGCUUAAUUAUCAUUUUUUUUAUUCAGUAUAAUCACACAUUUUCAUUUUAACAUCAAUUUUUUAAAUUUCAAUUCAAGUCAAAUAAGAUUUUUUUUUUGAAAUGAGAGGAGUAGAGGGCUAUUGUACCACGUUUCCCGUCAUCACACUACCUAUUACUGAUGCCUAUGAACCACAAAAUUUCAUGAAUGUAGCUAUAUGCAUGCCUUUUA